AGCACUGGGGGACUUACAGUGCGAAUUUGUCUCUGACUGAGUAAAAGUUCGCCCGGGAUUUUCUUGUGGACAGUAGGACAGAUACACAAAAACAUGGCAAACAAAGGACAGCAGCCUCCCUACCUUCACUUGGCAGAGCUGACCGCAUCCCAAUUCCUGGAUAUCUGGAAACAUUUUGAUGCAGACGGAAAUGGUUACAUUGAGGGAAAGGAGCUUGAAAACUUCUUCAGUCAUCUGGAGAUUGCACGGAGAGGGGCUGGUGUGGACCCAUCAAAUGCAGCCUUUAAAGAGAAGAUGACGGAGUUCAUGCAGAAAUUCGACAAGAACAAAGAUGGGAGAAUUGAGAUGUCUGAGCUGGCUCAGAUCUUGCCCACAGAAGAGAACUUCCUCCUCUGCUUCAGACAGUUUGUGGGAUCCAGCACUGAAUUCAUGGCUGCCUGGCGGAAAUAUGACACAGACCGCAGCGGCUUCAUUGAGGCUAAUGAACUUAAGGGCUUCCUCUCUGACCUGCUUAAAAAGGCAAACAGACACUAUGAUGACCAAAAAUUGCAGGAAUACACACAAACAAUACUCAAGAUGUUUGAUCUGAAUGGCGAUGGGAAACUGGGUCUGUCUGAAAUGGCAAGGCUUCUGCCGGUUCAGGAGAAUUUCUUGUUGAAGUUUCAGGGUGUCAGGCUGACUGCUGAGCAGUUCAACGCCAUCUUUGCAUACUAUGAUAAGGAUGGAAAUGGCUAUAUUGACGAGCAGGAGCUGGAUGCUCUCCUGAAGGACCUCUAUGAGAAGAAUAAUAAGGAGGUGGACUCUAAGAGCCUGAAUGGUUAUAAGCAAAGCAUCAUGGCACUGUCAGACGGGGGAAAACUGUACCGCACAGAGCUGGAGAUUGUCCUUUGCCGGGAGCCCAUGCUGUGAAUCGACGCUUCCUGACCUCCAUCUCAGCUCUGUUCCAGCUGCCUGAAUACUGUAACCAUGUGCAUGUGCCGGGCAACCCGUUCCUCUUCCAUCCCCCUCUCGAAAUGAGUUCCGAAUGAGUGUGCACAGAAAAGCACAAAGUCUCUCCUCUCCCCUUCUUUCCUUCCCCUUCCUACACCCCAAUCGCCACUGCUUUCCUUUGCCUACGAACUGCAGCUACUAUGAUGCCCUCUGCUCAGUUUUUAAACUAUAUAUUUAAAGAAGAAUUUUUCUGAAAGAGUAGCAAACUAAUGGUGUAAUAUGGUUAGAUAUGUGAUAUAUUUAUUUGAAGUGUUUGGCUUCAAAUUCUUCUGGUUUCUUCCCUUCCGUUUGGUUUCCUAUUCGGUUUGUUUUUGACCUCAUUUCAUUUCAAUCCUGCCCAAUUAUGUUUGGGUUUGUGGUGUUUUUUGGCUGAUACUGUUUAAGGAUGCAACUAAGAGCAUUAAUAAAGGUUAUGUGAUAUAAA
This is a messenger RNA of Carassius carassius (crucian carp), 1414 nucleotides long. RefSeq names its product calretinin-like. Gene Ontology annotation, cellular component: dendrite; synapse; terminal bouton. Lineage: Eukaryota; Metazoa; Chordata; Actinopteri; Cypriniformes; Cyprinidae. The transcript is spliced from 11 exons. The coding region runs from base 94 to 909 and encodes 271 amino acids. The record is from RefSeq and is a predicted model, not a curated record. Gene Ontology annotation, molecular function: calcium ion binding. Gene Ontology annotation, biological process: regulation of presynaptic cytosolic calcium ion concentration; regulation of long-term synaptic potentiation.